CCCUGAGCCCGGGCAUUGCGGGUGACGUGGGCUGGGGCCGCUCUACUUGGGCAGGGGCGGCGGAGCACGACUCGGCCCCUUCGCCACCACGUCCAGGGCGCCCUGGAGACUAGGGGUGGGGCUUUUCCGCGGUCGGAGCGAGCUGAGGGCGUCCUGGGCCGUGGCGCGGGUCGGGUGGCUGCGCAGCGCCGGCCUCGACUUCUCGCCAAUGUUCCCACGCCCCAGAACGGGUGGGGCCGCAACCUUUUCGGAGGCGAGGACUGCGAGCUCAGUCUGCGUCCGGGCCGCCUUGUGACCUGGAGAGCAGCGCCAAGCCCAUUCUCGUGGAAGGCCUCCCGUUAGAGCGGGAAAGAGUACUUAGUCCUGGCGAGGCAGUGAGAAUUGGCAGUGGGUGGUCGUUGACUGCCAGGGUAUCUGCAUCUUGCACCUACUUGGGGCUGGCUGAUCAAGGAGUAAGAAGCAGCAAUGUCUGCUGUGGGGGCCGCAGCUCCAUACCUGCAUCAUCUAGGUGACAGUCACAGUGGUCAAGUGAGCUUUCUGGGAGCCCAGCUUCCUCCAGAGGUGGCAGCAAUGGCCCGGCUCCUAGGUGAUCUGGACAGAAACACCUUCAGAAAGCUGCUGAAGCUUGUAGUCAACAGUGUGCAGGGGGAGGACUGCCGGGAGGCAGUGCAGCGUCUUGGGACCAGUGCCAGCCUGUCAGAGGAGCGGCUGGGCUCCCUGCUUGCAGGACUGCAUACCCUGCUUCAGCAAGCCCUCAGGCUGCCCCCCGCUAGCCUGAAGCCUGAUGCCUUCAAGGACCAGCUCCAGGAGCUCUGUAUCCCGCAAGAUUUACUUGGGGACUUGACCAGUGUGGUAUUUGGGAGUCAGCGGUCCCUCCUUGAAUCUGUGCCCCACCAGCAGGGGACCUGGCUGCCCCACGUCACUGACUUUCGGUGGAGGGUGGAUGUGGCAAUCUCCACCAGCACCCUGGCUCGCUCCCUACAGCCAAGCGUCCUGAUGCAGCUGAAGCUUUCAGAUGGGUCUGCACACUGCUUUGAGGUCCCCAUGGCUAAGUUCCAGGAGCUGCGGUACAGUGUGGCUCUGGUUCUGAAAGAGGUGGCGGACCUGGAGAAGAGGUGUGAGUGCAAACUGGACUGAACUUUCACUUGGGCAGUCCCAGUCAAGUCAGCUGGGGAGACUAAGCUUGGCAGGUGCCAAAGCCCAGGACACCCAUGCCCUUCCCACAAAGCAGUGAGAAUGUUUGAAUGUAAUGUAAUUUUCUGUUUAAUUGAAAGACAGCUGUGCAUUUCAAGUUUUGGAAGUAAAGCAACUGUAAAAAGUAUGUUUUUUAAAAUUGCA
Otolemur garnettii (small-eared galago) is the source of this 1338-nucleotide messenger RNA. RefSeq names its product COMM domain containing 5 (gene COMMD5). The coding region runs from base 466 to 1137 and encodes 223 amino acids. NCBI's taxonomy places the organism in Eukaryota, Metazoa, Chordata, Mammalia, Primates, Galagidae. The record is from RefSeq and is a predicted model, not a curated record. The transcript has 2 exons. Gene Ontology annotation, cellular component: nucleus.